AUGGAAGUGAGAUGUCGUCCAGCGGUGAUGUGUUGUGUUUUUGCCAUCCUCUGCGCUGUGGUUCCCCGGUCGCUGGGGUCGUCUUACGUGGACAGACAGUACCUGAACGAGUGGGCAGUGGAGAUCCCAGGCGGACUGGCCGCUGCGGAGGCGAUCGCCAGGGAGCUGGACUACGAACUGGUCCGACAGAUUGGGGCCCUGCAAGACCAUUUCUUGUUCAAACACCGCAGUCAUCCUAGCAGAAUGAAACGGAGCGCCAGCCACAUCACCAGGCAGCUGUCUGAGGAUGAUCGGGUGCUUUGGGCAGAACAGCAGUACAAGAAACGUCGCAGCAAGCGAGCGUCCCUCGGGGGUUGCAGGGAUUGCCCCGUGGAUAAGCUGUUUGAUGAUCCCAUGUGGAAUCAGCAGUGGUACCUGCAAGAUACACGGACGUCCUCCUCGCUGCCGAAGCUGGACCUGCACGUGAUCCCCGUGUGGCAGAAAGGCAUCACAGGAAAAGGAGUGGUCAUCACCGUUCUGGAUGACGGGCUGGAGUGGAACCACACAGACAUCUACUCCAACUACGAUCCAGCGGCCAGCUACGAUUUCAAUGACAAUGACCCCGACCCCUUCCCCAGAUACGACUCCACUAAUGAAAACAAGCAUGGGACCAGGUGUGCUGGGGAAAUUGCUAUGCAGGCAGACAACAAUAAAUGUGGGGUUGGAGUAGCAUUUAACUCCAAGGUUGGAGGGAUUCGCAUGCUGGAUGGGAUUGUGACUGAUGCCAUCGAGGCCAGUUCUAUUGGGUUCAAUCCAGACCAUGUGGACAUCUACAGUGCCAGCUGGGGACCCAAUGAUGAUGGCAAGACAGUGGAGGGCCCUGGCCGCCUGGCCCAGAAGGCUUUUGAAUACGGUAUCCAGAAGGGCCGUGGUGGGAAAGGCUCUAUCUUUGUUUGGGCAUCAGGUAAUGGUGGCCGUCAGGGAGAUAACUGUGACUGUGACGGCUACACGGACAGCAUCUACACAAUCUCAAUCAGCAGUGCCUCCCAGCAGGGCCUGUCCCCUUGGUACGCUGAGAAGUGCUCCUCCACUCUGGCUACAGCGUACAGCAGUGGAGACUACACCGACCAGAGGAUCACAAGUGCUGAUCUACACAAUGAGUGCACUCAGACUCACACUGGAACGUCGGCCUCUGCCCCGCUGGCCGCUGGAAUAUUUGCCCUGGCACUGGAACAAAACCCAGACCUAACCUGGAGAGACCUGCAGCACAUCGUAGUCUGGACAUCUGAGUUCGAUCCUUUGGCCAAUAAUCCAGGUUGGAAAAGGAACGGAGCAGGACUGAUGGUCAACAGCCGCUUUGGCUUUGGCCUCCUGAAUGCUAAAGCCCUGGUGGACCUCGCUGACCCGGCCACCUGGAAGCAUGUGCCUGAAAAGAAGCAAUGUAUCGUCAGGGAUGAUUCUUUCCAGCCCAGGGAGCUGAAAGCAGCAGGGGAGAUCACUAUAGAGAUUCCAACCAAAGCCUGUGCGGGGCAGGAGAACACAGUCCGCUCAUUGGAGCAUGUGCAGGUGGAGGCCAGCAUUGAAUACACCAGGAGAGGAGAUCUUCACAUCACACUCACCUCCCCUGCCGGUACCAAUACAGUGCUUCUGGCUGAGCGAGAGAGGGACACGUCCUCUAACGGCUUCAGAAACUGGGACUUCAUGUCUGUUCAUACAUGGGGAGAAGACCCUGCUGGUACAUGGACGCUGAAGAUCACAGACACUUCUGGUCGUAUGGAGAACGAGGGCCGUAUCUUGAAUUGGAAGUUGAUUCUUCAUGGAACGUCAGAGAAGCCAGAGCACAUGAAGAAACCUAGAGUGUACAUUCCCUACAACGCUGUGCAGAAUGACAGGCGUGGUGUGGAACAUAUGGACGACAUGAUGGAGGUGAGUGAGCCCACACAGGCCCAUCCACCUCCUAAGACAGAAACUGCACAUGCUUCUCCCUCUUCCGACCCAGAAAAGGAGCCCAAAAAGCCUCUGAAUUCACCCUACUCCCCCUCUCUGGCCCUUCUGCGCCUCCUGCAGACAGCCUUCAACAGGCAGAUUCCAGUCCAGGCGCAGCCCCCGGCCAUAGCCAGAUCCUCCUCCUCCAUCUGGAGAAAUCAGCAACAGCUGGACAGGAGUCUCUCUCCACCUACAACAAAACUCCCCGCUCAGAAGCUGUACCAGGCUCUGGACUUGAUCAACAAGUACCAGGGCCCUGAGGACAGUGUCUACAGUGACUACAGCGAUGGCUUCUACAGCACCAAGCCAUACAGGCACAGAGAUGACCGACUGCUGCAGGCCCUGUUUGAAAUGUUAGAUGAUGACCGCAAGUGA
Messenger RNA from Toxotes jaculatrix (banded archerfish), 2340 nucleotides. RefSeq names its product proprotein convertase subtilisin/kexin type 1 (gene pcsk1). Gene Ontology annotation, cellular component: Golgi membrane; trans-Golgi network. Gene Ontology annotation, biological process: protein processing. Gene Ontology annotation, molecular function: serine-type endopeptidase activity. The record is from RefSeq and is a predicted model, not a curated record. The transcript is spliced from 14 exons. Bases 1 to 2340 code for a protein of 779 amino acids. Lineage: Eukaryota; Metazoa; Chordata; Actinopteri; Toxotidae.